GGAGGAGCAAGGUGAAGUCAUUGCGAUGCUCGAGAAGUUGAAGGAGAGGAAACAACAACAGCUCGCCAAGUUCUCCGCAGACGUUGAUGCCAUCACCAAGGCCACGACACAGAUGAGGAUGGAGGUUGACUCCACUGCAUCGACCCCUGCUGUGUGAGGAUAUGGUCUUUGUGGCCUCGUCCGAGGUUCACGGGCGACUAGAGGUCAUGCUCCAUCGACGAAGCAGUCAAGAUCAUAACCGUUUCGUCAGCCGCAAGCUCACUUUCCGCCCCUCUUUCAACCCUCUUCCCGAAACAUAGGCUGCGCUGUACCCACCAGGGCUGGUCCUUCGCCGUCCACUACUUCCCAGCAUGCGCAGGCGUAUUCCCGUUGUGCCUUUCCUAGGCCCACUUCCUCUGCUUCUGACCUUGGCUUACCGGGUGCAAGCUGGUGGCGUCACUUGGGUUAGUCCCUCCGCAGGGGUUACGUACAAGUCCGGCGACACUAUUGUCGGACAAUGGACUGCAGAUGGAUCGUUUUCCUCGCCUUCGUUCAGCUUGUGUACCUCCGGGUCCGACAACAGCAAUACACCUUCCGCAAAUUGUGGAAGUGCUGUGUGGCCAAUCAUCGAGAAGAAUGGUGAUGCUAGUCUGAUCCACCUGUCUCUUCCGACCACCACCUCUGCUGGGACCUACUAUCUUCAAAUGCUUGACCCGGACUCGGGCGGGAGUGCUAGCUCUCCGACAUUCUCGCUGAACUCGGGAUCUCUGGUUCCCGUAUCUUCUGCCCGCUUUCCUGUCGACGUUCCUGCGACCGUCGUUCCCCAGUCCGCGCCGCACCAGUCCUCCGUGUCAUCGUCAAUCCAGCCUCUUCCGGACUACAAUGAUGUUUCCAGACCAACUCCAACAGCUGCCUAUGCUGUCCCGCUCUCAUUGGUGGGCGUCGUACUUGUCGUUGCAGGCGCGCUCGGAGUGCAUCACAGGCGCAAACUACGGCAGGAGCUCUCACAGGGGCCUAGGAAGCCAGGCAGACCUUCCUGCGCCCGAGCCUCGGGCAGUUAUACCCGCUUCCCUGAACGGCGCCCCAGAGGAUACGAAAGCAGUGUUGGGUCGCGAGCGUCCACACCGACUGCCAGCGUGGCUGAGUCGUAUAACGGCUCGAAGCAUUACGAAGACGACAAGCGUACCGUGGAGGAUGAGCGGAGGUCGCUUUACUCCGUCGCUUCGCUCAAGAGGCAGCCUGUCGUGCGACGCAUGACGCGGGAGCCGUUCCAUCGCGAGUCACAACCGACAAGCGGUACCUAUGGACGCAGACGGGCGGGAAGGAUGGCUGCGGGGGCGUUCCGGGCUGGGGUGUCGCCUAUACCUCCCACGCUCUCGAGGUUCUCCUCUGCAAGGUCAGACGCGAGCACUAUUAGGAGGGAGAAGGCCAAGGCGAGAUUGGAACGAUCCGAUCAGGACGUGGACGAUGGUUUGGAUGCUGUUGUGAAUCGUUAUUUCCAUCCGUCACCGGUGCCGCCACCGCUCUCGCCUCGCCUGUCGCCGCCGGGCAGACUGCAUACCCGACGCAGCGCAGUGGAGUAUGCUGGGCUAGGAUAUGACAAGCCCUUACCGAAGUGUCCAAGGCAGCUGUAUGAUGAGGUUGCGCGUCGUGUGUCGGGGCAGGAGUUCACGCGUAGGAGAACCUCGGGACGUCGGUGAAGGCUUGUGGUACACUCAUAUCAUUGAUGUUAUUACGAUUUUCUUGAUCAGCUACCCUUUUUGUCUCCGUUCUCUGUGAACCUCAUAUUAAUGCACCCAUAACUUUCCUACUCAUGGAAGAAUUCACUCAGGGGACCGGGUCAAUACAAAUC
This is a messenger RNA of Rhodofomes roseus, 1831 nucleotides long. RefSeq lists its product as uncharacterized. NCBI's taxonomy places the organism in Eukaryota, Fungi, Basidiomycota, Agaricomycetes, Polyporales, Fomitopsidaceae. The record is from RefSeq and is a predicted model, not a curated record. The transcript is spliced from 4 exons. The coding region runs from base 351 to 1679 and encodes 442 amino acids.